AUGGGCACAGUGGGAAUUCAAACUAUCUCUCGUGUCGAAGGUCUCAACAGCAUUGUCAAACGCCUAUUAACAGCAAGUAGCAGUUUGUGUGAUCUUGUCGAUGCACUCGAUGCAAGACUCCAAAAUGAGGCACAGUGGAAUCAGUUUUUUGAAUACCAGACUAUGUCAUCUUGUAUGGGAAUUGUGUCAGUGGAUCACGAUCUUUUUCCUGAAAUCGACAAAAAAAUGUCCAAAUAUUUCACCUCCCACAUAUUGUCUGCUGAACGUCUGGAAAUGUCACAAUGCCUAUAUUUCGUUGCAAGUCAAAUAGAUAUUGCGAAUAAUAAUGACGAGGAUUCCAACCUUAUCGUGAUGGAUGAAUUCGUUGAGGAUUCAUAUGAUGUCAAACAAAUUCUAUUGAAAUCAAUAGUUGGCGAAGAAAAUGUUCAAGAAGUGUGGAAAAUUAAAGACAUGCGACCCAGAAACAGCAAACAUUCACAUUUUGUGGUAGUGGUUGAUUCUAUUUCUUACCUAUUACCUGUCCGGUGGUAUAAUAAUGAACAAAAAGACAAGGAUAUAAUUACGAGUGCUUAUUGUUUUGCGAAUCAAGAAUCAGCGAAGAAUCAACCGAACGAAAUACUAAUGUCAAAUCCCUCGACUAUAUUCAAGUCCGUGACGUGUGUUUUACAUCGUGCAGCACAACGAAAAGUCAAAUAUGGAGAGUUAAAAGAGUUCAUUGGCUGGCACAAAGAAACAGCGACUAUACUUACUGGAUCAGUGCGAAAUUGGAAUCUCCAAGAACCCCUUGAAAUCCAAGCUAAUGAUGAAAACAAGGAAAAUGAACCUGGAUCAAUUGAAAAUCCAUUAGUGUCAAGAUGA
This is a messenger RNA of Ambispora gerdemannii, 858 nucleotides long. NCBI's taxonomy places the organism in Eukaryota, Fungi, Glomeromycota, Glomeromycetes, Archaeosporales, Ambisporaceae. The record is from the annotation of a GenBank genome assembly.